This is a messenger RNA of Danaus plexippus (monarch butterfly), 682 nucleotides long. RefSeq names its product ubiquitin-fold modifier-conjugating enzyme 1 (gene Ufc1). Gene Ontology annotation, molecular function: UFM1 conjugating enzyme activity. Gene Ontology annotation, cellular component: cytoplasm. The record is from RefSeq and is a predicted model, not a curated record. The coding region runs from base 138 to 647 and encodes 169 amino acids. The transcript is spliced from 4 exons. NCBI's taxonomy places the organism in Eukaryota, Metazoa, Arthropoda, Insecta, Lepidoptera, Nymphalidae. Gene Ontology annotation, biological process: protein K69-linked ufmylation.
UGACACUUGUGAUCUGGCACCAAUAAUUCGUCUAGAUAGUAGAUAGUGAAAGUUUUGCGUUGGAUGUUUAUGGUGAUGUGGAUUUUUUGUUAAAAGUUUGUUAUCUUCUAUGAGAUACUUAAAUGAAAUAACACACAAUGGUAGAUGAAGGCACAAGAAAAACUUUAAGUAGUAUCCCUUUACUAAAAACGAAAGCAGGCCCCCGAGAUAAAGAAUUAUGGCCAACGAGAUUAAAAGAGGAAUAUCAAGCAUUAAUUAAGUACGUCCAGAACAACAAGGAAUCGGAUAAUGACUGGUUCAGACUGGAAUCUGAUAAGUCCGGAACAAAGUGGUUCGGCAAGUGUUGGUACGUCCACAACUUGUUGAAAUACGAAUUUGAUCUUGAGUUUGAUAUACCAAUUACCUAUCCGACAACGGCACCAGAGUUGGCCCUUCCCGGCUUGGACGGCAAAACUGCCAAAAUGUAUAGAGGAGGCAAGAUAUGCCUUACCGAUCAUUUUAAACCAUUAUGGGCGAGAAAUGUACCAAGGUUUGGUAUCGCGCAUGCUAUGGCCUUGGGGUUGGGUCCUUGGCUAGCAGUCGAAAUACCAUCACUGAUAGAGAAGGGAGUUGUGAAAUACCAAGAGAAAUCAGAGGAAGCGAAGUGAAAUAUUGUAAAAAAUAAAUAAAUAUAUAUAUAUAU